Molecule: messenger RNA, 1365 nt
Organism: Drosophila gunungcola (fruit fly)
Lineage: Eukaryota; Metazoa; Arthropoda; Insecta; Diptera; Drosophilidae
Product: SUMO-conjugating enzyme UBC9-B-like
Exons: 1
Coding region: 653-1132 (159 amino acids)
Biological process (GO): protein sumoylation
Cellular component (GO): nucleus
Molecular function (GO): SUMO conjugating enzyme activity
Source: RefSeq, a predicted model, not a curated record
GGUAUAGAUACAUUUUCUCCCGUGAUACACUUGCUAAUGUACAAUUUUACUAAAUUUAGAUAAGUUCAUCUCGGCAAAAUACAAUUUUGUUUAAAACCUUUUUGUGGUGGAAUAUUGGUUGCGUUGAGAGGAAACUCGUCGGAGAUUACUCGUUUAUUUUUUGUAAUACUCGAUUACUAUGUCAGUUUUGUCCUAUGGGCCACCACUAGCACAACAAAAAAAUAGUUCUAAGCAAAUCGAAAAAAGGCGGGAAACAUUGCGUACGGAAAGAAACAAAAAAUACACACAUGUGUCAUAGAGGACAGCGUCUGAAAUUUGAAAUAAUCUCACGCAUAUAACAAAAGUAAAUCAAAUUCGUGCACACUUAGGUUGUUUUUAAGACACUCGUUGUUCUCACUUAAGCCUCUCUAGCAAAAUCAAAACAAAAAACAGCUGAUAGCUAACUGCAGUUUUUACUUUUCACGAGCAUAAGAGAGAAUUGGCAAAAAAACGGUAAAACGUCCAGCAAAUAACUGAAACUAAGCAUUUUUAAGGCCGUUAAAGUGCAACACCAUUGAAAAGCAACCAGAACGUUCAAAGCAGGGUGAAAUUGUCAUUAAAUAAGGAUUUCGGGAUACACAUUUACCGGAAGUAAAGACACCAAGUACUGACCAUGUCUGGCAUUGCAAUCACGCGUUUGGGCGAGGAGCGAAAGGCGUGGCGCAAGGAUCACCCCUUCGGAUUCGUGGCCCGUCCCGCCAAAAACUCGGACGGCACCCUCAACCUGAUGAUCUGGGAGUGCGGCAUUCCCGGCAAAAAGUCCACCCCCUGGGAGGGCGGCCUCUACAAGCUGCGCAUGAUAUUCAAGGACGACUACCCCACCUCGCCGCCCAAGUGCAAGUUUGAGCCGCCGCUGUUCCACCCGAAUGUCUACCCCUCGGGCACCGUCUGCCUGUCGCUGCUCGACGAGGAGAAGGACUGGCGCCCGGCCAUCACCAUCAAGCAGAUCCUGCUGGGCAUCCAGGACCUGCUCAACGAGCCGAACAUCAAGGACCCGGCCCAGGCGGAGGCCUACACUAUCUACUGCCAGAACCGGCUGGAGUACGAGAAGCGUGUCCGCGCCCAGGCCCGCUCCAUGGCGGCCACCGAGUAAUACGAGUCCCGCUCGCGGACUUCCAACAUAGACAUAAGAAAAUAUCCAUCUAGGCACACUAAAUUCAAUGCUCUCCAUAACUAUAUACUCUUACUAAGUCUACUUAUGUAUGUACAUAUGAAUUUUAACGGAACUAUACUGCGCAUACAAAUCACAUUUGUUAAUAUCAUAAAACGCAUUUGAUGUCAGCCAUUAUUUGUACUCCAUCUUAAUAAAACCAAUAAGUUCUGGGA